This is a messenger RNA of Brassica oleracea var. oleracea, 1986 nucleotides long. Its product is annotated as E3 ubiquitin-protein ligase RFWD3. Gene Ontology annotation, cellular component: nucleus. The transcript has 13 exons. Gene Ontology annotation, biological process: protein ubiquitination; interstrand cross-link repair. Lineage: Eukaryota; Viridiplantae; Streptophyta; Magnoliopsida; Brassicales; Brassicaceae. Gene Ontology annotation, molecular function: protein binding; ubiquitin protein ligase activity. The record is from RefSeq and is a predicted model, not a curated record. Bases 1 to 1845 code for a protein of 614 amino acids.
AUGCCGCUCCGCCGUCGUUACGCCUUCAGAGGUGGCGGAGUAACAAUCGAAGAAUUCGAUGAAGAAGACGAACCCGAUUACGACGAUGAAGAAGAAGCAGAAGACACCGAAGAAGAAGACGACGACACCGAGGAAGAAGAUGAAGAAAGCCAAAUCAGAGUACAUACAUCUGUGCCACACGCGCCCAUGGCUUCUCAGGAGGAGAGUGAGGAGAAAGAGAAGCAGAUAAGGUCAGCAGAAGGAGUUUGCUCGACUUCAGGAUCGCAGGAGGAAGAGGAAGAUGCGGCGUGGAAACCUAGCGAGGGUGAGGGAACGUCUUGUUUGAUUUGUAUGGAGGUUUGGACUAACGGCGGCGAUCAUCAAGUCUGCUGUCUUCCAUGUGGGCAUUUGUAUGGAUUUUCUUGCAUCAAGAAAUGGUUAAAGCAGCCAAGAAGUGCAGGAAAGUGUCCCCAAUGCAACAGGACAUGUAAUCUUAGAGAUGUCCGUAAAAUAUUUGCAUCGAGGAUUGCUGCAGUAGAUGAUGACGCGCACAAGAGAAUCUUAUUCCUCGAGAGUAAAUUAAAUUCAAUCGAACAGAAGAGUGCUAGUUGGAGUAGCAAAGAAGCUCAAUGGAGAAAACGAGAAGCAGAGCUACGAUCAGAAGUUAAUAAGCUGAAAAAGAAGAUAGCUUAUAUGGGAAGCACGACUAAUGCUGCACUGAGAGAGUCUAACGUGGCUUCUCAAGAGAAAUAUACGCCUGGUAAUAAGAUCUACCAAGAACAGAAUGGACGUGCGCCUUCUUGCAGCUUCAGGCAUCAGGGAGAACGGCUAGUUAAUGGUGGCCGUUUAUUUGACAUAGAUGGUGGUACACAGAUUUUAUUAUUGGCUCGUAGGCUCUCAGGCGUUGGUGGAACGUUUGUGCUUUCACAAAUGAGCCUACAUUCGGGUGAGAUUGAUGACAUUAUGCUGCCUCCUACCACUAGAGCAAUAAAAGAUCUUCACAUCUCCCCACACAAUAAUGGGCUUGCAGUUUUCGGCUCUCUAGGAAAAAAGUUAUCUGUUAUAAGCUUGGAGAGCCACAACACUGUCUUAUCUUAUGAUCUACCGGCUGCACCUUGGUCUUGUUCUUGGGAUCGCAACAGCUCUCACCAUAUUUAUGCUGGACUACAGAACGGAAUGGUUUUAGUGUUUGACAUGCGUCAAACCAUGGGACCAUUGGCAUCGUUUGCUGGCUUAACAAGCAAUCCAGUUCAUACUAUCCAUCAUCUCUCUGCUAACUCCACUCCAAGUUCUGAUGUGUGUUCUCUCUUGUCCGCUUCUUCCAUCGGGCUUUGUCAGUGGAGCAUCAAUGGCAGCGAGGGAAGGCCAUCACUGGUUUCAGAAACUGGAAACCCAGGAGUUUGCAUUUCUUCCUCAUACUGUCCUCAGAGCGAUCAUGUAGUUGCUUCUUAUAGACCAAGAGUUGGAUCUUCUGACGAUACAGUCUCUACUCAGCCUACGUUGACACAAACAGGAGCUAACACCAUCGGUGUAGAUGGAUUCCAUGUUUGUCUCAAGAGACGAGGUUUUUGUUUUCAGAAGCUUUCAUCCACACAUGCUUCCGUAGCUACCAUCCGUUUGCCAAGAACAGCGAUUGUAGACUUUGGCGAGGGAGGAAGGAAGCAGGUUUUUGCAUCUUGCGAGGAGUCCACUCGCCAGCUCGUCUUGCAAGAUCCUUCGACUUUCGCCGUCUCUCAACGGUUCUCAUUGGCGAGUCAUCAUCCGCUUCAGGACGUGAAGUACGCUAACGUGAAUGGUUACACUCUGCUCGGUCUCUUAACCGAUGAUAGAUUGCAGCUUCUUAGGAACGAGCAAACAUACAUGUAAAGAGGCUAACUUGUCCAUCGUUUGUAUCUCUAUCUUUUGGUCUUAGGUGCAGUCUAAGUAGCCAUUACUUUAUAUAUGUAGACAUGGAUAAAUUGCUGGCAAUGUAGUUGUAAAUACGAGUUAAUUAUAAGCUUUUGAUCA